This is a messenger RNA of Spirometra erinaceieuropaei, 14953 nucleotides long. NCBI's taxonomy places the organism in Eukaryota, Metazoa, Platyhelminthes, Cestoda, Diphyllobothriidea, Diphyllobothriidae. The record is from the annotation of a GenBank genome assembly.
AUGCCUAGCACCACCCUCGCACCGUCCAUCUGCGCCACCACCAACGCCUCCUCUGUAGCUGAUUCUGACACCGCCGACUUCACGUGCCCACACUGUCCACGCACACUCACCUCACGCAUCGGCCUGGUCGGUCACUUGCGAAUCCAUCCCAUAGAGACUGGCGAACCAGUGCCUGGAGCACCAACCUAUACCCACCACGCUCGACUAAACUGCACACACUGCCCUCGCACCUUCAGGCAUCGCAUGGGCCUAUUCGGCCACAUGCGCAUCCACGACGACCUGCGGUAGACAACCGCCGGUUACACCACACAUCCACACACUCUCUACCCUCCUCCACCAUCACCAACACACAUCAACACUCACCCACCGCAUGCACCCAACUGCCACCUUCCACGCAAGUGGGAAAUGUGCAUCUCGACUCGGUCCCCAUGCGGCUUCUGCUGCACGGGUGAUUUGAGUCCGAGACUAUCCCGACACGUCAAGUGUCGUGGAUAGGAAGGUUGCUGAUUGACGCCCGCUCUCGGUUCACGCAGUUCGUCGCGUUGUGCGUGUGUGCUGUGUGGAGUGGCGGACUGGUGGGCUGGGAACGGGCUGAAGCAGCACCUUCCACGGCCCUCUCACGCAAGUGAGAGACAGGCCGUUCAACCCCCGUUGUGUGAAAUCCUGGUGUUUGUGUGUGUAUGGGGGGCCAGGUCGUGCUGCGGCGCGCGCAGUCACGGUCAGUCGACCGUGGCAGCCACCGCGCCCAUCUACCACUCCAGUUUGCCGACCGGCUCGGACGGCGGCUGGAGUGUGGGAAUGGGAAGGGAGAGUGAGGUCGACGACUCAGCGCACUUUUUCCUCACUAUAAUCAAUCUGACGCGCUUGAAGCUAUCACGGUGCGCUAAAAGCCGUGGCUUGGAAGGUUGCCAACUGACGGGGUAACUUGGACCUCCUCCUUCACUGGUGGUGGUCGGAGAGUCAGGCUGCAAUUGCUUCUUCUUAAUGUGGCAUUUAUGGCACCCCCACCACAGUGUGGGAUCCGAGCCAGGCGUUGGCGGCACGCCCAGGUGCGGCUUCGGCCGUGCCAGCCUCCAAAUCGCUGUUGUGUUGGUUGAAAUCCUGGUUGUUUGUUGUGUGGACCAGGGGUGUGGUGGAACGCCAAGGUGUCCGAGCCAUCCACCUGCGGCCUCCCUCGUCUCCGGUCUUCUUGACUCUGUCUUGACACCGGGCUCGGGCGAGGGAGGUUGAGAGAGUGUAGGUAGAUGCAGCGCAAGUCUACUGGCACUAUAAACCCCUGCGCAAGUCACCGUCCAUGCUUCGACCUCUGCUGUGGGACAUACGGUGGACAUCAUCGAAAUCGAUGGUCGAACUGUCAGAUAUAAGCGAUGUAACCUAAAAUUUUUGUGGGUUCGAAGACUAGAAGCAGGCCUCUGUCUCCUCUUUCGCAUUAUUUAUAUUUUAAAUCUUCCUCGGAUUUCUGCACUUACCCUUAGUAGUCGCCCAUACAAUCUUCGCAAUUCUCCCCUGAUUAUACCUCCUCCCGCUUCCUCCACCUCUAAGGGUUCUCUUUUUUUGCUUCCAGGUAUAAUUUCCUCCGGAAUAACCUUCCAAUAAAUACAAGAUCUUCAGAUAAUCUGUAUACUUUUAAGCGAUGGCUGCGCCUUUAUCUAAUUAAUGACUCGGUUAAACUUUUAUUUCCCUCAUCCUUCCUGGAAAACUUACUCUAUGACAUCGAGAAAGGGCCAACGGGAAUUUCGAACGCCGCCAUUAAAUUUCCGUAUCAGUCCGCAUUUUCUUGUUUGUGUGUAGGAUUGCUUCCUAGGAUCCCUUAUCAGAAAUGUUAAUUUUUUUCGAUUGUUCUGUUCAUGCAUGGUGUCCUUCCUCUUUACGCCUAUAUCUCGCGAGCCUCAUUUUCGAAGCUAAUUGAAAUAUUUCAAUGAUUGGAAGGUGAACUGCUAAUGAGCUCACGGAAGGACCUUUUAACUACUUCCGUAGCUUUUUAAGUCUGUUUUUAAGAAAGUGUGCGAUAGCGGGGGGAGUGGCAUUUAAACGUCAUAUGUGGAAAAAGAAUGGACGUCAAAGGCGUCAGUGUCUCUAUUGCGGUCGGACAUAAUAACCCUUAAAUAUGUGCCAAUGCAAUGAAAAAAUGCUGAAGUCAUUGGACACGUAGUUUAGUUAAUAACUAGAAUUAACAGAUAUCCCAAAAAACAUACAUCGUUUUUAGCGGGAGUGGUGCUUCGUUUUAAAUGGGGAGAAUGAGAGGAGGACCACAAGAAUAAGUGCAACUUGGGGACUUUCAAAAACUACUUGGAAGUGAGAUCUUAUACAACCUCGCAUCACCUUAGAAAAUAAGGCCACUUUGGAUAACACCCGAAAGUUUAGCUAUGUCCCUGUCGGUGCGAUUGUCGCAUUGGUGAAUCUAAGAGGGGGGAGGAUGGGGCUAGAUAAUCAAAUUAUGAAAAAUAUUGCGCUUAUCUCAAAAAUAUUCAGAUAUAGAAAUGCGAUGCCUUGGCCAUCAGUACAAAGCUAUAGGCAAAUCAGAAUACAAGUUUGCCCGGGUCGAAACUUGCUGGUUUGAAUCACUUUUAGCGUAUCCAUGCAGGAGUACUGACUGGCUCAGUUUUACAGUGAAAAGUCAAAACGCAAGUACGCCAUAAACAUAGAAUUACAAGUUUCAACCUGCCCAACACAACAACGGUUGGGUGUACCCUUUAUGUUGAUGAGCAACUUAAUAUAACCAAUGAAUAAGCAACAGCUGUAUGUAAUCUGCAGGCAUUUUUACAGUUCUUCCAGCGUUUAUGCAACCUCUUUUUCGUUCUAUUGGCUUUUUAUGGGCACGUUUCUUUACUCUGCUCUGAAACACUAUUUAUUGCUAUUCCUGCACCGAUGACAUGCCAUUGUUUUCGGCCACUGUCGUUUGUCCUAUUGGAGUUGCCCUGUUCUUAACUAUUACUUUCCAUAGUUGCUUCUGCACUUCGAUAUUAUACCUCUGAAUAUUUCGACCAAAAGGAAACAAUCUACUUAAUGACUUUUGUUGCCAGGUAAAUCAUGAGCUUACGGCUGCAGCAAACUUAUGUAAACCUUACUUGGAGAACUGAUCAUCUAAUUGGUCCUUUUCUCUUCGGCUGCUUGGUGUGCGGUUUCGUGGCUACGCGUGUGCGGGGAUGGCGUUGAGCGGAGCAUUCCGGAGCUUUCUUGUCUACAAUAGUCCAAGAGUCAUGGUAAUUGACUUUCUUCAUUAUGGUUUCAGGUCCGUGCCCGAUAUUCGUCGGGAAAUAGCUUUGUACAAAAUUUGCUGCGCAAAAUUAAGGAAGAAUCUGCAAAAGACAGGCAAAUGAAGGUUUUUUGAAGUACAUACGUUAAAGGUAGUCUAGGAAAGCGUCCGAAAGUUUCGCGAAGAAACCGAAAAACUUGAAAAGUCCAAAGAAAUACAGUCAAUGCGGGAGUUUUAUGUAUUUUUCGGUGUCCCUCUAUAACGGAUUUAGAAAAAAAUUGAAAGUGAAAUUCCGACUGAUACGGUGGACAAGCUCAGGAGCCAAAUCAGUUCCGUCGCAGAGAAAAUAAAACAAGAGGGUGCAAAUAUAGCUCAGCAUGAGUACGUUAAGAAGGGUGUGGAGGGUCUUUCUAAGGCCGGCGAGCAGCUUAAAGAUGCAUCUCGCUCCAUCGGCGAUACGGAGUUCGUGAAGUCAGCACGCGAGGUAAGCUGGCCAAACAUCCUCGACGGUUUUAGAGUAUAUCCGCUAUAGAAAAGGAGCUGCAGUCGGAUAGAGCGCUUGUGUACAGGGCACCUGGUUAGUUUCCUUUCUCGCGAUGUGACCAGUUCAUAUGCUAUGCAACGAUGUUUUGCCUAGUUUCUUUGAAUGAUAUUUGUUAAAAUCUUCUCCCAACGCCGCGACGACUUUCUUGAGUCUUUUUAAGAUAAACCGAGAACCCGCAAAGAGCUUUCUGGGAAUCUCAAGGAGCGGAUCGUCGAAGCUGAUACGUAAGUUCCCUUUGCAUUUUUGUCACCUGUGGCACGUCAUUGUCGUAACUGAACGUUCUUGUCAUCAGCCUUGUAAAUCUCCUCGAAGUCACCCAGUGUGGGCCGUUGAUAAUCCACUUUACAGAUACUUCCGUUUGCUUAUUCUCUUGGAAUUGUACUCAGUCGGUCCACUCACAACACCAAGUUGUUGGGUUCGCACUUGUUACUGAUAAGCUUCGUACACUAGACCAAGAAAACUUACUCUGCCGGUCUUCUGCACGUUUUUAUGUAGAAUUAUGGAUUUAGUCGAUGUUUUGACUUGGAACCAAGAUGUAGGUGCUCGGGUUUCAGUACGGCACACUUUAUGAACUAGACUAACGACUUGGUGGUCUAUGCUUUUUCGCACAACUGAUUCCCUGCUACGCCAGGCCUCCCAUUCCGUGCUAACCUGGUCUCUUGAUCAGUAGGCCCCAGUUUCGGUGAACAGACUAACAAACUGUUUAAUACUAAUAGUCUUUACACUCUUCAGGACAGGUCUUCAAGUGUACAAAGACGCCAGCUCUUUCUGCAAAACAUUUGUAACCGUACCCGUACCGUAUUAAUUCUAGAUUUGAAUGAUUACGUUCGACCAACUGGGCGUCGUUUUAAGGUCUUAGGUACAAAAAGCUUGACGCUGACUGCCCUCCUAUUAUCGUUGCCCAUGUUGAAAACUCGAGACCCCCGCUUACACCAUUUUCCGUUUUGUUCAACAUCGUUAUCUACAUAAACGGAGUUAUGACUUCUGUCUCGACAAAGACGUCUUCAUUUGGCAGGCAUAGCGCAAUAGCGUCGUGCAUAAUGCAUUUUAAAAGUUUGUAGCCCAUCAAGCGCGGCGCUCCCCAUGGCCUCCACUGUUCCUUUCGCCGCAGUUUGUGACGUUCCGAUCAGUUUGUUGAAAAUAGCCGGACCUAUGUAUUUGGGAAGAUGACAAUCUCUGGAAAAUUCAAACUAUCAUGCUAGCUAAACGUUUCGUUUACUCCUGGUGACUGGCUCCCAUCAGAAUUUUAAGAUUUAGGUAAAUAAAUUAUUGCCCUGAAAAGUCUCCCUGUGCGACUGCCUGUGAGGACUCGAGAUUCGACUCCAAAAUGCACCAAGGCGAGCGUGUUCCGUAACUAGAUCGUUGAGCACCCUCCCAACGUAGUUGGUGUUCCCGUUCACAACUGACAGGAGCGUUAAAUUACUCAACGCUCGGCAAAUAAAGUAUCGGACUCGGAAUCGCAAGUCAUUUAGCUGUACAACGAGGUUGCGGAUUUCAGCUCAUCCCCAGUGUUAUUAACUGUUUGUAGACAGACUACAGUAUAACGUGUGUAAUAUAAUAGUAUGUGGUCGUUUCACUGUAAUGGAUUAAAUUCCGCUCAAGUAUGCAUAUUAACCGUCCGGGCAAAGUCGAAAACGCAUGACCCAAGUGCUUCAUUAAAAAUUGUGCAGUAAUAUCUGACGAGAUCAAAAGAAUCAACACUAGAAAACGGGAGUAUUUAUAUGCUAGAGACCACAUGGAGAAACCAGGCGCCCAUGGACUGGACGAACUUUUCACAACUACACCAUACAACUAUAGAAAAUCGGUAGAACAGGCUCCUGAGCUUUCCGGUAUUGCCUGUACAGGGGUAGUGCUAAUUGGUCUCCAAAUAAACACUACUUGACAGAAUAUCCACGAUUAUGAUGCAUGCAAUGUUUGGAAAAAUGUCCAUUAACAAGGUAGCAUUCUACCGCGUACUAAUUGUCUUGGAAUUAUCUAUUGUAAUUAGCAUUAUAGCUGCACCUAAGGAAUUUAUUUCUGUUCGAAAGUAUAUCUAAGUAUUUGGGCGGAUUCUUUGUCAGUUUGGGCGCAUACUACAGGUUCGUCGAUGUGUAACACUGACACUUAUGAAAUUUGCCCAGUAGAUGAUGGAAUGUCUCGAGUUAUAGACCUGUACGUUGCACUCUUAAUUGCCGUUUAUGGUGUUUUUUCGUAUUAUAGAGAAUCAUCUGGAGUAGUCUUGCACAAGGAUUCCAAGUGGCUUUCUGCGUGGGACGACUUUAAAGACAACAAUCAAUAUGUUCAAAGUAUGUCAUCAAACAACUUACUAUUCGAUUUUUUAUGUAUUUUACCGAGCUUAUUUUAACUGUACUUGUGGCUAAAAGUCGUCCUUUAAUUUAGAGUGAAUUUAAAUCCCUUUUACUAAUGAUACUUCCCCCGUUGUAAUCUAAACAGGUUUUGACGUAAUUUACUCCGGAAUUUGCAUCGCUCUGACUUAUUCGAUUUGUACAUUGUUUGUUUCCCCUUUUCGGCAUUUUAAAUUAGAUUUGGGAUAAAAUCUCUGUAGAUCUUUUUUAUUUGUUGAAUCGACUAAUUGCUGGUUCAAUGGUCGGAUCCACGUUUUGUUUAGAAUGCUUAAUGUGUGUUUGCAACCCAUUUCAGUACCCGUUUUUCCCCAAUCAUUCGGACAAGGUUUUCUUUUUUGAUUCGACGCAUUAGAGCUAAUUAAAAAUUCAGUUUGAAUAUUAGACUUUUUAUAACGUUUCUGUAGUCUUCUGAGCACCUGUGUAUUCAGUCGGGCGCUUGGAGACCAUCGCUAACCAGAGCGAGUUCCAGUAAGGUAAGAUCGCUGAUCAUUUUCGUUUUCGGGUCUGUUGGUUCUUCAUUCAUCGAGCCGUAUAGUCAUGUUCCUAAUCGGCUGCGUUUUUGCUUGUUGGAAACGCAGUCGGACGGGCAUAUUCGGAAAAUUCUGCACUGGCCCAGUCGAUCAAAUACUUCCAGGCGACAUAUAUCCCCCGAGUUUUCGGGACAUAAUUCAUAUUCGUUUAAAAGGAUUGUAUCGAUGAAGGCCCAUCUCACUCCGUGUGCCCUUCUGCUUCACUGGUUUCUGUUGGGUUGGAUAAAGACGGCGUGUUUCCUGUUGCCCCGAUGCCCAUUUUAUCCUAGCAGUUUGGUGGGAGGCUUGGUCGAAGACGACGGCUUUCAAAGCCCUGUUUGUCAUAACCGAGGCUCGGCGCAAUAUUCGUCUAAGUGACCUUAUUUCCAGGCUUGCCGGCUGCUUACUCGCCUGUCUGCGGCACGGUGUUUGAUGAUGGCAAAGAUCGUGUAAACACCGCGGCGUCGUCAGUCCCAAAAAUCGUAGCUACGGGACAGUAAGCAACGUUGACUUGAAGGUGGUCAGUCAGCGCCCAACGCAUUGCGCAAUGGUAUCGACGAAAAGACGAAAAGUAAUCAGAAAUCUCCAGCGUUUAGUCAUGCACUUGCCCCGUUUGUACCGUAGAGGUUUCGGAUUAAACCAACUUCGACGUGUGCCACUACUGACCACAAGGAACCCGAUGAACGACACCGAAUGUUGCGGCAAAAUCUACAAAACAUGUGCUAGUGCGUCCCUGGUAACAGGGGCAGUGUUCUAGAUGUAGGUGAAUCCACAAAUGGUGAUUUGCACAUCCACGCCCUGCGCAGAUUCUGUUACCCUAAGUCGCGAGGAUGACCGGAAAUGACGAAAGCAUUGGAAGGUCUGAUGCUGUCACGUUCUUUCGUGCUGGUCCCUGACCCUUUUUUAAAAAUUCUCUUAUCAACUUCGUCUUCAAAAUUGGGGUCCAACAUCUUGUAGGCGGUGAACUAGUACCGUCACAAACUUUAAAUAUACGUGACAAGACAGUCCCCACUAGGCGCUUUGUUCGUUGGUUUUUGCACGCCUCAAUUCGCACUUGCAGUUAUACCCUGCUGCUGAGAUGUCUUCAGAUUGCUUAUUCACCGAAGUGGCGAAUGACCCCGUCAGUCGGAAGGCCUUGGCUAAUAGUGUCGCUAUAUGUAACUCUGGUUUGUCCUGUUGUUUGGAACGGGCGGAAUGUUGGACUCGCCCGUCUUCAACACUCAGAUCUGUCACCCGAUAAUUGCUGAAACGCAUUUGUGGUUUUGGUAGUUUGCUCCAGCACUCGUUCAUUUGUGCCAUGCAGAGCAAUGGGCCACGCCCGUUUUCUCACCACGUGGUGGUAGAGAGCUCGCCUGUAUUCGCCUCACAGUCUCCUACAUGUGCACAGACGCUCAGCGUUGGGACAUGCAUCGUGGUUACCAUGAUUUUGGCAGCAUGAAUUGGAGGGCAUACAGAUGUGAUCUUCGGCGAUUACUUACCAUCGCCCAAGUGACUUUUGCGUCAUGCCGAUCAAAUGUGUCACUGAGACCCCUGCUGCAGAAGUAAGAGAGUAUUUCUCUUUCGGCGCCCUGGUAGUGGUCUCAUCCUUUCCCGGCAAGCGCACUGCCUGUAACCACAUUUACCAGAGCUGUCAAUUGACAUCGCUGUGGCCGAGGUCAAGAAUUGCUCGUUACAGUUAGCCAUCUGGCAAACGGACUGUACGAAUGGCGUUUACAAUUUACUGUCCCGCUGAUCGCAUCUGUAAACUCAACUGAAGGCGUAAUAGUAACAUUCACAUGCCAACAGGGAAGGCACCGUUUCUUCUUAUCCGAACGGGCAAUGUGGCUGAGUUCCUGGGUUCUCCUGUUCCUGCGGAUGCUGCAGGAUCCGCUGUCCGACGACUUACCUGGUCAUGUAACUUUGGGCGGGACUUAUUUAAAGUGUGGUCCUCCACUCUUUAGGUCGAUAUUUGCAUGGUUAUCCUGCCGUCAUCAAACAUUGUGCGAAGCAGUUACUGUGCUGACCGAGCCCUUCAAACCGUGAUAGCCAAUACACAUUUCACUAUCCGUCAACAUCUGCUGCCUCAUUCUAAACAGGCAUUUCUGAAGGCUUUAUUAUCUGCUACCCGUAGACACAUUCAGUAGCCAGAAGCUGAAAAAAUAGUACCACUCCGUUUGGCAGUUCUUUGCGACUAUGAGGUGUCAGUCCAUUACCAUUCGGGUCAAUAAUCGACGGGUUUGUCCGCCGUCUAUUUACCAGUGUAGGGAGUUACUGCGUUUGGGCUCGGCGUAAUAAAGACAGCGACUGGAAAAACUAGCUUCGGUUUACUUGCCAUCGUCAGCCGUUUAUCUCAUACCGGAAUGCAGUCCGACGUUCAACCACUAAGCCAUGAUCGCGUCCUGCCGACGAUGGUUGGGAAGCCUCAGGAUUACUUAGAGAUAUAAUACGGGCGUUUCUGUCUUGUCCUAAAUAAAGGUAAACUAUUAUCCGAUUUCUGGUAUGGCUGCCUGGCGAUGUCUAGGUCAGAAGUGGAAAUGUCUGUCACCCUAGUUCUUGACCAUAGCAUGGGCUUCAGUGAAAACUGAGAACGCCGUCUUAGUUGCCACCUAUAAUCCUUCGUUCUCUUCUCCCGGAUGACCUCAAUGCAUAUACUAAUACAGCGUUUUCAGCACUCUGUAAGGUAUUUUAAAUACGUACGUGCUAAACUGCCGGUGUGUUAACAAAUUGACAUCUGGAGAUGGAGUGGUUUAGAACCAGGGAAUUACUCUUGAACUCUCGUCAAUGAAUAUCUUCAAGUUGCACCGCCUGAUACUAUGCGGUGUGAUCAAACCUUACCCUGUAAGGAAGCGCUUCCUAAGCUUCCUUUUGCCCAUGCCGGGCAAGAAUGGUUAGCGCAAGAAAUGAAACAGCCGGCCAACUUGACGCCCGAUUUGCGUACGGAUACCGAAUACCUCACUAAGUCUCCUCAGGCAACAAAUUAUUAGCCCGUACUUUUCGUUCUCGCGAGCGCUCCUGUGUUUCGGUCCACAAAACUGUCGAAUAGAUUAUCAAGUAAGUUAUUUUUAUAUCCGAACGGACUUUUUAUCGUUUUUGCCUUGUGUUUUGUCAUCAACAGUUGUCAGUGUAAGCGCAAGACGGGACAAGAUUAGUUAUUUUAAUCCAAUCUUUCGCUCACACAUGGCUUGUGACGUUGGAUCACUCACGCAAGCUAUUUGUGUUCACUUCCUUUUUUAAGGGUGACUACCCAUAAUUUCCCCAGUCACCCUGGAUUAUCACGGAUCCUUAACUUGUGUCUGUCUUGGCAGUUUCCUCCAUUCCCCUACCGAUUUGCUGUUUCUGACAAACGCUUCCUCAAUUUGUGUCUUCAAUUGUAGAGUUCUUUGACCUGAAAACUCGCUACGAAGAAAGUGACCAUCUUUUAGUUCGCUCUUUCCGCUUCGUGACUGACAAAAUUUCGGACCUUUUCGGUAAUUGUCAUUCCGCAUUAAAUGCCCACAAAGUUUAAUUUACUUACGGUCGUCCAUCUUGUUUCGGUUGAGUUUAGAGAACCACUACGGUACGGGCUCCUUUCGCAGUCCAUUGUUACUAUCGCUUGUUGUACUCUCUUUAGGCGGCAAGAGCACAUCCAACGAGCUUCAGACUGUGCUUGAUGAAAUAACAAAAAUCGACGGUACUUUUACUCUGGAAAAGUUCAUUCGAUACUGUCGAAUGGAAGUCAUCCCCAACGUUUUAGAGGUGAGUUUUGGAUCCAUUUUAAUAAUUCUGCGCAUGUCGGCCUUAGAGUGAAAUUCAGGUGGACGGGUGUCCACAUUGAUGUACCGCUAAUUAUGACUAUGCGGUUGGAAACCCGACCAACUGAACUCUUAUGUCUACGUCUGCUGUCCGUGUAGCUUUGUCGACAUUCCCUACGUGAUUCAAGAGGCCAACAUGGACAACAGGUGUUGUCUGACAAUGGUGGCCGGUUUCAGUUGAAAUGUUCCUCCCAUUAACAUUUGCGGACUAUCUCAGGGGUCUAGCGCCUUUCAAAAUAUCUUGAUCUUCUUUGCCUUGAUAGGCGGGUAGGUUUUCUCAGACCAAAAAGCAGGGUUAUCUUGCGACUCAUAAGAAAUGGAAGAUGACUCAAUUCUCAUCGUGACUGAUUUGCCAUGUUAGCAGCACAGGCGCCGGAGCCUGUUCUACUAGCUUUCUGCCGCUUCAUGACGCAGCUGUGUGGACUUCGUCUAUUCCGUGGGCACUCGGGUUUUUGCAUGUGAUCUCGUAUUUUGUGAAUUUUGAGUGAAGUUUUUGGGCCGUGUGUCUUUGAUUUUGUUCUCAAGGUUGGCAUGCCUAUUUACAGCAGAAUGACCCCAUACCACUUAUAAUCUGCUUAUGGACACUUAGUAACUAGAGGGAUAACAUGAAAAACGCUGGGGACGAGCCGAAAUUCGCAGCCACGUCUUGUACCGGCAGAAAAUUGGUGAUAAACGACUGGAUUUUUAGCUACUGGUUGUGCUGGGAGAGCAGCAAAUUAACCAUAGCGUCUACUUAUACAGCACUGAUCGUCCGUGUUCUCAAUAUUGCGCCGCUAUUACGCCGAAACCGUUAAAACUCGACAACCGUAAUUUUUAAUUUUCGGAUAGAUACUGAAAAGACUUGUCUCACGAAUGUCACUGCAAGUUCGCGCAGUAAUUUCUGACAAAAUCAGCUGGCUUAUUUGCACACAGGUCCGAUAAAACCGUCGUAGCCCAAAAUGUGGACUGCCUAUGGCCCUUUCGCUCAGCAAACGCAUCUACUUGCCGGAGUUUCCACGUUGUCCACGUUUUUCCAAAUUCUCGUAGACACUGCCAGUCGAAGAGUGGAUCCUGCCCGUAGGCCGUGUCAAAUCUGCGUAAACCAUGUUGGCGUCCUACUUUUUUGAAACUCGUCUUUGUAUUAUUAUAAAAGAUAGGUUAAGUAAAUAUUAGAUAGUGAAUUUAUAUCGGGUUCAUGAUUGCAACCGAACCCCUUCUCUGCAUGCUGUCCGUGAGAUGGAAUUUCGUCUUGCCUUAUCAUUUUCCAGAGAGCUCAAGUUGAAGGAACGUCUACUGUCCCGCUAUUUCGGCAGUGACCCAUUGAAAAUAAUAUGCAGAGGGCUAGAAAUGCAGCUGGCCAUUGGGAACAUCUAUUGCCCCAAGAACUUUUGAGGCCAUGAAUGAUGUGACAUCAAUGAGCCAACGCUUCGUCAUGCUAGAAAGUUAGUCUUGAUGACAUUGGGAGCAGAUUCCAUGGCAGUACUUCCACACAGCAUAAAUCAGUACUGUUUCUUCAAAGGGAGCCAGGUUAUUCCUCCCAGAACACGCACUUCUGAUUUGGCGUAACCUUCUUCAUUCGCCAUAUCCGAAUUCGCUUUGACAGCCAAAUCCGGACCCGUCUCUACCGACCGGUCGACAGUACGGCUCAUUGGUCCAAGUAACUGGUCAAUUAAGAAAAGGGAUGCGGUCCGAGGGCAGUGGUUUUGUCAGAUUCCACGCCGUUGUCUCGCGUCGUUCCGGCCUCUAAAUGACGCAUUCGACAUUCCGUUCCUUCACUUUGGUCGCUCUCGUCCCUAUCGCCUGCCAUGCAUUUUUCUUCCUACUGGAUAUUACGAGGACUUUGAAGGAAUAUUUGUAUGUUGGAGAGAAUAAAGCAUUGAUCGCUCGGCUUGUACUUGCAGUAAUCGAACGCUGUGUACCCAUUCGCCCAUAAUGCGGGGCAUAAAUGUACUUUUUAAAGUACAUUGGGCGCUCCAGGCAGACAAGUCUAUUUAUUGCCCUCACCGAGUUAUUGAGCCUAUUUCUGGCCAACUCCGUAUACGGAAGUUAAACGAGCCCACCUUCAAUACACAAAACGAUAUUACUGUCACCCUAAGAGUAAGUGACAUCAAAAAUCACUCCCUCAAAGACAUGCAUAUGUCUGUUCUGCAUUGUGAUCGACGAAUAACCUGUUACAAACAACGGUUGCUACGUCAGGUAACAUUGUAAGCACUGCUCCUUUUAGACCACGCUGCGCAUCCUCCUUCUUAAUACUUCAUGUGUUGCAUUGCCCUUUUUUCCUUCUUUAGUCGAUCAUCCACGGUAAUCUUGAGGUUCUCAAGGACUGGUGCUACGAAGCGGUAAGGUUUCUCUUUUCAUCCAAUUUAAAUUGGUUUUUCCGCUUUGCCUGUCAGUUUUGACGUUCAUUAUCCUUCUUUACGAGCAAGCGGGAAAAGAUGCGACGCUGGUCACGAUUUAGUGGAGGUCGGCGUAGUGUUUUUGCUUGGGAAUGGCCCUUGCCAUAGUUCCAUUCAAUUGGCUGAAUAUAAAUAUUAGCAAUAUCGCUUAUUUAAGUGCCAUUUUAAGGCUUCUCCUGUUUCCAGUUAGGAGAAGGAAGCCGGAGUUUGUUGGCACGUAAAUCCUGCUAAACGGAGUUUUCUUUUCUGAUAGGUUACAUUAAAUAUAUAGUUCUAUGGUUUGCAUGUAGUUAACUUUUCCGUCUGUAGUACUUAACCUUGCUAUGGUUUUGAGCCAAGUCUCAUCUGGAUAACCGUUCCACUUCCUAGGUGUUGCAUCUUAUCUCCGGGCUUUCAGUUAACCGCGCAACAAGUCCUGUACCUAAAUCCCGUGUUUAGCGGUGAGACCGACUCUCUUAGACGUUUCAGUCUAAAAACGACAGGCUGUUGCUAAAACAUGCAGGCAGUGUCCACUUGUACAGUAAACUUAUCCACCUAACUCUUGGGUCCCUACUUAAUGCCAUUGUCGAGUAACUUUCCAGCACUGUUUAUUGAGGACCACCGUCUUGUGAUUAGAUCAGAUCGUUCCUGACCUCUUCGGGUCUCAAGUUUGUAAGGCGGCUAUUUCACUUGGUGGAAUGCGGCUCCCGAGCGGGGGGUCUAAGCGGGAUACGUGCACCUGAUGUGAACUUCUUGCUCUAUCCUGCUGGCGCUUUGGUUAUUUUGGCUCGUUUUCCGUCGUCUGGUAGUAGACCGGAAAUGGACUAUUAACUCGACUACGUCUACGCGAUAUUAAUGUUUAGUUGCUAUUAACUGUCAUAAUUCUUGCCGGAACACAAAGCCGCUAAUAAUCCCCAGGUUUUGUCUAGACCCAUCGUUACUAUGGUUUGUUGCGGUUUGCAGCUGAGUUAUAUUAUUUGAUUGACCCAAUAUACAUGUUUCCUGCCGCUUCCUUCUUAUGGGCCUUGAUGCAUGCUAUUUUUUGUUCUUAAAACAGCCCUUCAAUGUGCUUUCCGCACCAAUAAAACAGGCUCUGGAGAUGGGCUAUAAGCUGGACUCACGAGUUCUUGAUGUCCACAACAUUGACGUAUGUUCUGUGCAUCUUGUUAUUACAUCUGAUUUUCUGCCUUUCCAUCUGACCUGAUAGAACAGGAGAGACGGCUUUAUUAGCCAUCAAGUUGAUUAUUUCAUUUGCCUACCUUACAUACUGUUAAUGCACGCUCAUGCUGAUGAAAACGGCGGCCUGUAGGCGGUGUUGCUGGAAGGAACCUUUGGUCGAACUGUACCAGUUAGGUCAAAAGAAGUGGAAAUAAAAAUUAAUUCAAUCAAACAUGUAUUUUGCCACUAGCUUUCCACACCUAUAAAACGCAAUGCGGAAAAUAAGCGUAAAUGGUGGCUACGGCUAAUGCAGCGAACCACCCGCUGGUUGUAAGUGAAUAGGGCUUUGGUCGGUGUUUUCGGUCCCACACUAUUGUUGUUUGGUACAAUGUUUCCACUAGUCGAUUUUAUACAGCUUAAACAAAGGCCAACUGAAGUAUUCAACUUGGGAGCUGGUGAGAUCGUUCCUGUCAGACGGGAAAUUUAUUUACAAACUAAGUUGCCAGCCAGCCAGCCACAUGUAUCAUGCCAGACGUUUCGUAGAUGCUUCAGUUCUGCCUUCAUAGGCUGACGCCAGGAUUCCCCAGACUCCGACUUCCACUUUAACUCUCAGUGCGCAAGCCUCUUCAGGUCUGCUUGACAGUAUAAUUUCCCAGUACGUCCAACACCUUCAUUCUGAUUUAAACUGUGAAUGUAGGGAGCGAGGAAAGUAUAGGCGCCCAUGUGCGACUUCACUCACCGCCAAGCCCGGAGCUAAACGGUCUGGUUUGCAUUGCAAAAGCUUUCGUGGGUUAAAUUUCGCUUUCAUCGUUCAUCUGUGGGCUGCUCGUCUCCUUCCGUUUUCAGGUUCAUAUGGGUAAGAUGAUGGACCAGGGCCCGGUGCUGAUCAUCACCUUCCAGGCGCAGCAGAUCUCUUGCGUCCGCGACUCCUUGGGUCAGGUGAAGGAGGGGGAUCCGGAAAAGGUGCUCCGCGUGACUCACGUAUGGGCGUUGUGUCGCGACCAAAACGAGAUGAACCCCUGGACAGCCUGGCGCGUUCUCGACAUUGCCAUGAUGCCUACAGAGCAGUGGCUCUAA